CUCCAUUCCGGCCAUGGCCGCCAUCGUCGAGAACGUCAUGGGCUGGCGCCCCGGCGGUGUAAAUACCGUGGCAAGUGCCGCCUCCCUCUCCCCCGCCGUCGACUACGACGGCGAGGACCGCAUCAGCGCCCUCCCCGACGACCUCCUCCGCAGCAUCGUCUCACGCCUCCCCGUCAAGGACGCAGCCCGCACCGCCUCCCUCGCCUCCCGCUGGCGCCACCUCUGGCGCUCCACCCCGCUCUCCCUCAACGACGCCGACCUGCCCCGAUCCGUCGUCGCCCGCGCCCUUGCCGACCACCCGGGCCCCUUCCGCGCCAUCCACAUCACCCGCUGCCGGUUCGCGUCCCACGAGCGCGAGAUCGCAGAGUGGCCGCGCCUCUUCGCUGCCAAUGGCAUCCAGCACCUCGUCCUCGUCAACGACGCCGACCUCGCCAGGUUCCCCCCCGACGCCAUGCGCCUCCCCGCGGACAUCCUCCGCUGCGCCUCACUCCAUCGCCUCUUCCUGGGUUUCUUCACGUUCCCGGACACCGCUGGUCUCUCCCGCCGAGCCGACGUCCUGCCCCGCCUCCAGGAACUCAGCAUGUUCACGACCAGCAUCAGCGACGAGGACCUCGACUACAUGCUCGCUUGCAGCCCGGUUCUGGAGAAGCUCGCGUUCGUGCUCAGCUGUACACCCGAUUUCAUCCAUCUACGGAGCAGAAGCCUCCGGUGCGUGCUCCUCUGGAUCUUCAUGGCAGACGAGGUUGCCGUGGUGGAUGCCCCGCUCCUGGAGCGGCUCUUCUUGCUGGAAGCGCCCCGUGGAGGACAUGCUGAGAGUACUAUGAUGAUCAAGAUUGCUCAUGCGCCCAACCUGCAGGUGCUCGGCUUCUUGGAGCCAGGAUUUCACCGGCUGCAGAUCGGCGACAAUGUCAUUGAGCCUGGCACAAAGCGGAGCCCAAGCACAGUGCUUCCAAGCAUCAAGAUAUUGGCAUUUAAAGUUAAUUUUGGUGUCAUAGAGCAUGUCAAGAUGCUGGUGGCCUACCUCAGAUGCUUUCCCAACAUUGAGACGCUGCACAUCGAGUCUUUAACUGAACCCACUGGAAGGAACCAUGCCAAGUUCUGGCACGAGCUCUCUACUAUUGAAUGCAUCAAGUCCCACGUCAAGAAGAUGGUUAUCCAUGAAUACAGAGGGAACAAAGUUGAACUUGAAUUCCUUAAGUUCAUCUCCACGAGCGCGCAAGAGCUCCAAGCUUUGUAUGUUCUGCUGAACAGAGAGAGUCUUACUUCGGUGGCCAAGGCGGAUAAGAUGACAAGCAAACUGGUGGCUCUCUCGGGUGUACCAUGGAGCUGUGAUUGUAAGAUGAUGGUGCUAGGCCCUAAAUUUCAGAAUGACUGGAGCAUCCAGAAAGCAUCUGAUCUUACCGUCGACGACCCUUUCCAUUGGCAAGACUAUAAUGGACCAUUAACAUUGCCUACUCGUCCCAAACCAAAAAAACUUACGCAGAUGCGCGACGAGAUGCGCCGUUCAUACAUUCCGGCCAUGCUGAUGGCCACCAGCUUGCUACUCAUGGCUGCUUCAUCUCCUGCUCCGAGCAACAGCACCGACCUUGCGGCGCUGCUGGCUUUCAAAUCCCAGCUCUCCGACCCUUCGGCUACCAUUGCCAAUAACUGGACAACUUAUGCGUCCUUCUGCAGCUGGACCGGUGUGUCGUGCAGCCGCCGUCACCACCAGCGUGUCACUGCUUUGGAGCUGCCGGACAUUCCGCUUCAUGGAGAGCUCAGCCCUCACCUCGGUAACCUCUCUUUCCUCCACACCAUCAACCUAACCAACACAAACCUCACUGGUUCUAUCCCAGCUGAGCUUGGAAGAUUAGCUCGUCUUAGGUAUCUUGAUCUUGGCUACAAUAGCCUGUCGGAUACAAUCCCGUCUAGUGUAGGAAACCUCACGAAGCUCCAAUUUCUUGUCCUAAAUUUCAACCAGCUCUCGGGGCAGAUCCCCGGUGAGGUGCGAAACAUGCGUAGCCUUAGGUACUUCUCUCUCGUAACAAAUUCCAUUACGGGCCUCAUGCCGAAUUUUUCAUUUGACAACACACCUUCACUGAGCUACAUAAUUAUGAUGAACAACAGUCUGUCUGGCCCAAUACCAUCUGGUAUUGGCUCCUUGCUCAUGCUCAAGUUUCUUUACUUGAAGUGGAACCAGCUCACUGGUCCAGUACCUCCUACCAUCUUCAACAUGUCGAGGAUUGUUGACAUGCGUCUGGGGAACAACAAUCUAACAGGUCAUAUACCAGAAAAUAGAAGCUUUAGCCUCCCCAUGUUGCAACAAUUUGAUCUCUAUCAGAACAAAUUCGAGGGUCAAAUUCCAUUGGGCCUUGCAUCGUCCCAGCAUCUUCAGCUACUUUCCGUUGCUGCAAAUCUAUUUGUGGAUGUGGUGCCGGUAUGGCUGGCUAAGCUACCACAACUUACGCUGAUUUCUAUGGGUGACAAUGCCCUAGUUGGCCCGAUCCCGCCUGUGCUUGGAAAUCUCACCAUGCUCAACUUCCUUGACAUCUCGUACUCCAACAUAAGCGGAGAUAUUCCUGUGGAAUUGGGAGAACUGAGACAACUGACUUGGUUGCACCUUUCGGACAAUCAACUAACAGGUCCCUUACCAGAAUUUCUAGGAAAUUAUUCAAAAAUGUCUGUCUUAAGUUUGGGAUGGAAUCGGCUGACUGGACCAGUACCGUCAACACUUGGAAAUAACAGGCCUCUAGUGUAUCUUGAUAUUCGAGAGAAUCAUCUCCAAGGGGAUCUUGGUUUCUUGGCCAGCCUUUGCGAUUGUCGGCAACUUCAAACCCUUGCCAUAUCAAAUAAUCCUUUCUCUGGGAGUAUCCCCAGCUAUUUCGGUAACCUCUCGACUAACCUGGUAGUAGUUGAAGCAAAGAAUAACCAUUUGGUUGGUGGGAUUCCAGAAACACUAUCAAAUCUUAGUGGUCUUCGUCUGAUAAGCUUUUCCAACAACCAUCUUACCAAAGAAAUACCAGAAUCCAUCUCUAAGUUGGAGAAUCUCCAGGCACUUGAUCUCGCUGGAAAUAGAAUGGUUGGCCAAAUCCCUGUACAAAUUGGUAUGCUGAGAAAUAUUGUAGAGUUACAACUCUCGGACAAUAUGUUAUCUGGCUCCAUACCAUAUGCCAUGGACAACCUCACCAUGUUAGAGCACGUUUCAUUAUCUUAUAACCAUCUAUCUUCGACAAUACCAUCAAGCUUCUUUUAUCACAGUAACCUUAUCCAACUAGAUCUGUCACAUAAUUCCCUAACCGGUACAUUACCUUCUGAACUUAGCCAUAUGCAAAGUAUGGACGUGAUGGAUCUUUCUAGUAACCUCUUGGGUGGUAGCCUUCCAAGUUCAUUCGGACAGGUUGCCAUGUUAUUAACCUACCUAAAUCUUUCACACAGCUCAUUUAAGGGUUUAGUCCCAAACUCUUUCGGCCGCUUAACCAACUUAGAAACAUUGGACCUAUCGUCAAACAAUCUUUCAGGUACAAUACCAGAAUACCUCGUUAACUUCACCUACCUUUCUUCUCUGAACCUCUCCUUCAAUAGGUUAGAAGGGCAAAUACCAAAUGGACGUGUUUUCUCAAACAUCACCUUGCAAUCUUUGAUGGGGAAUGUUGGGCUAUGUGGUGCUCCUCGUCUAGGACUGUCACCGUGUCCGCACAAGUCUCACUUGACUUAUAGUCGACACAUCCUCAAAUUUAUACUCCCGGUUGUCAUCAUUGGAGUUGGUGCAUUUGCAACCACCAUGUACCUAAUGGUCAGAAAGAAAAAUAAGAAACAAUCUUAUGGUACGGCUUCUACUAGCAUGACUGAUCUGAUCAGCCAUAGGUUAGUAUCCUACCAUGAGAUUGCUCGUGCCACUGAAAAUUUCAAUGAGGACAACCUACUUGGUACCGGUAGUUUUGGCAAAGUUUUCAAAGGCCAACUAGAUGAUGGUUUGGUGGUUGCAAUAAAAGUGCUCAAUAUGCAAGUCGAGCAGGCUGUGAGGAGUUUUGAUGCUGAAUGUCAAGUGUUGCGCAUGGCUCGGCAUCGCAACUUAAUACAAAUAUUAAAUGCGUGUUCCAGCCUGGAUUUCAAGGCACUGCUCCUUCAGUACAUGCCCAAUGGUAGCAUGGAGACACACUUGCACAAUGAAAUAAGGGAACCACUAAGAUUCAUCCAGAGAUUGGACAUUAUGCUUGGCGUGUCAGAGGCAAUGGAGUACCUGCACCAUCAUCAUUUCCAAGUUGUCUUGCACUGCGACCUGAAGCCUAGCAAUGUGUUGUUCGAUGACGACAUGACGGCGCAUGUUGCCGACUUUGGCAUUGCAAAGUUACUUCUACGUGAUGACAACUCCAUGGUUUCAGCAAGUAUGCCGGGGACAAUUGGGUACAUGGCCCCUGAGCUAGCAUUCAUGGGAAAGGCAUCACGAAAGACUGACAUGUUCAGCUUCGGGAUCAUGUUGCUUGAAGUCUUCACAGGGAAGAGGCCCACAAACGCUAUGUUCGUUGGAGAAUCUAGCCUUAGGCAGUGGGUUUCGCAAGCAUUUCCAGCAAAGCUCGUUGAUGUUUUGGAUGAGAAGCUACAGCAGGGUGAAGAAAUGAACCUUGCCUUCCAUCACCAAACAAUUAAUACUUCAUCGUCGUCAUCAUCCAUUUCCUGCAAUGGAAACUUUCUUGUGUCGAUAUUCCAGCUGGGUCUAGAGUGUUCGGACGAUUCUCCCAGUCAGAGGGCAAGCAUGAGCGACGUGGUCGUGAGGCUCAAAAACAUUAAAAAGGAUUACUCUGCUUUCAUGGCAGCAACUCAAAGCGCGCAACAACGUUCAUGAGAUAAUGUUUUAGUGCGUCUAUGUAGUGCAUAAUUUUCACUUUUCCACUCAUAUGGUAGUUAUUUUAAGAAAAUAGCAAUACACCUGUGGAAAGAGGAUUUUCUGCAACUGGUUGCCGGUGCAAGUAAUAUUCUCUCUCCUCUUCAUUUUUUUCUGAUUCUCAAAAAAUGUGAAAUAAUUCAGGAAUGUUAGUAAUGCUACGUAAUGUGUACUUGUAAAGAUUCAUCCAAUAAUGCAAUGAUUUGUGAAUUAGACAAAAAUGACAAGA
This is a messenger RNA of Triticum urartu, 5090 nucleotides long. Lineage: Eukaryota; Viridiplantae; Streptophyta; Magnoliopsida; Poales; Poaceae. The record is from RefSeq and is a predicted model, not a curated record.